UACACAUCAAAGCUGCUGUUUUAAAAAAUAGAAUAUGGAUUACUUUGUGGGUGUAGACGUAGGAACAGGAAGUGCUCGGGCUGCUUUGGUAUCUUCAAAAGGGAAGAUAGUGAAAUUAGCAACAUGUCCUCUUGAAAUUUUUCACCCUGCUCCAAAUUUCUAUGAACAAUCUUCUGACAAUAUUUGGAGUGCUGUCUGCCAUGUAGUAAAGUCAGUUGUAGCUGAUAUCUCUGCAGACAAUGUAAAGGGUAUUGGUUUUGAUGCUACUUGUUCGCUGGUAGCAAUAGACAAGACAGGAUCACCAGUUACAGUUAGUCCAACAGGUGAAGAUAAACAAAAUGUUGUAUUAUGGAUGGACCAUAGAGCACAGGAGGAAGCAGAUUUUAUAAAUGCACAAGGUCAUGAAAUGCUUCGGUAUGUUGGUGGAAAAGUAUCACUGGAAAUGGAAACACCCAAGAUGCUAUGGCUUAAAAAGAAUCUACCUUCAUCUUGGAAUCGUGCGGCGUUGCUUUUUGAUCUGCCUGAUUUCUUAACAUGGAAGGCAACAGGUUCUGAGUCCAGAUCUCUAUGCUCUUUGGUGUGUAAGUGGAACUACAGUGCUAGUCAGGAUGGUAAUAACAGAUGGAACGACGAGUUCUUUGAGCAAAUUAACUUGAAAGAUCUGAAAAAAGAUAACUGGAGAAAAAUAGGUAAUGAUGUGAGGACUCCCGGUGAUCCGGUUGACCAUGGUUUGUCGGCAAAAGCUGCGUCUGAAUUGGGACUUCUAAAAGGAACAGCUGUGGGCACUUCCCUUAUCGAUGCACAUGCUGGAGGACUUGGUAUGAUAGGCUGUUCUGUUCCUGGUGUACCCGUUAAUUUACAAAAUAGAUUAGCAUUAAUAUGUGGCACAUCAACGUGUCACAUGAUAGUCAAUGAAAAGAAACUAUUUGUAAAAGGUGUCUGGGGACCAUAUUUCAGUGCUAUGAUUCCAGGAUUAUGGUUGAAUGAAGGAGGACAAAGUGCUACUGGAAAAUUACUCGAUCAUAUAAUUGAUACCCAUCCCGCGACACCAGGGAUCCUAAAAAGAUUAAGUGGAAACAAACACAUACAACAAUACUUGUCUGAAUUGUUACAAACAAUGGCAGAUCAUAGAAAUUUGAAAAAUGUUUCUUACUUAACAAAAGAAAUUCAUGUUUGGCCUGAUUUUCAUGGAAAUCGUUCACCUUUAGCUGAUCCAACGCUUAAAGGAAUGAUAUCGGGCUUGUCUUUGUCUGUUGAUCAAGAAAAUUUGGCACUGUUAUAUUUGGCAACGUUACAAGCAUUAACGUAUGGUACAAAAUAUAUUUUGGAAACACUAGAAGAUGCCGGUCAUAAAAUAGAAACCUUACUAGUUUGCGGAGGUCUAAGCCAAAAUCCGCUGUUUAUUCAAAUACAAGCGGAUGUAUUAGGCUUACCUGUACUUUGCCCGGUUGAAAAGGAAUCAGUAUUGAUAGGAGCUGCGAUCCUGGGAUCUUAUGCAGCUAGAAAAUUUCAUACUAUUUACGAUGCUAUUAAAACAAUGGGAGGAUCAGCAAAUAUUGUAAAACCUAAAAAUGAAUGUCACAAGUAUCAUAAUCAGAAAUAUCGAGUCUUUCGAAGAAUGGUGCAAGAUCAGAACGAUUACAAGCAAAUUAUGAACGAAAAUAUCAAAACCUCUGAUGUAAUACUAACAAAAGAAUAAAAUGUACCGAGAAAUUUCGUACAGAAUCUCAUUUUGAAUAAACUAAUAUAAA
Molecule: messenger RNA, 1751 nt
Organism: Osmia lignaria (orchard mason bee)
Lineage: Eukaryota; Metazoa; Arthropoda; Insecta; Hymenoptera; Megachilidae
Product: FGGY carbohydrate kinase domain-containing protein
Biological process (GO): carbohydrate phosphorylation; pentose metabolic process
Cellular component (GO): cytoplasm
Molecular function (GO): D-ribulokinase activity
Source: RefSeq, a predicted model, not a curated record